Messenger RNA from Ilyonectria robusta, 1118 nucleotides. RefSeq lists its product as uncharacterized. Bases 182 to 823 code for a protein of 213 amino acids. NCBI's taxonomy places the organism in Eukaryota, Fungi, Ascomycota, Sordariomycetes, Hypocreales, Nectriaceae. The transcript is spliced from 2 exons. The record is from RefSeq and is a predicted model, not a curated record.
UCGCCACUAUGGCCUUUGCACUCACCCAUGCGGUACAAGUUUUGCCUCUGGCAUCCGUGUCCUGACGUCCAGAACUUUACCAACGAUGGCAAGCCACCUUUCAGUUCUUUUGCCACAAUAUCUCUGAUGCACUCAAUCGUCGACAGAUUCCCACCACAUCGCCAACCUGCUGCAAGGACCGAUGCACUUCGCGAUGCUCCUCAACGAGUGUGGGACUGGCAAAACGUUUACGGCAGCGCUGGCGCUGUCAUUUGUCAUACAUUCCAAUAUUAUGAGGACGAACGUACACCCGGGGUCCGUACUGAACGGCGAGCAGGUAUACAAGCCGUCCAUCAUGUUCAUGCCGGCCGCCACCGUGAACCAGGCAUUCAACGAGCUGACGACUCUUUGGAGGGGCGUCUUGGACGUCUACUGCUUGUAUCAUUCGCGAGACAAUUGCACGAAUCCGGAACGCAAGCUUCGGACCCUUGACAAUGCGAGUGAGAUGCAGAAUCUCAUGGAUAAGCUGGCAAAUGAGCAUCUAUCACCGAAGACCGCACGAGUCAUCAUCCUCACCUCCUAUGCAACCAGAAUCAGCCGGAUCUCCAAGGCGAAGAAAGGCAUUGCUAUCAACAGUUCACAAAUCUCCCGGAUGUGGGACCCCGAUGCUCAAGUUUCGGACGAAGAACUCCUCACGCGAGAAGAGGAACGACUGAUCAACGAUUCACCUGAAGACGGGAUCCCUUACGGAUUAGGUUUAGAGUUAGGGACCAAGUCCUGCCUUUCUUUGUCGCGCGCCAUGGUUGCCGGCAAGGUCCUACCCCGUCCACUUGUGGAAUCCUAAGCCAUUCGACACCUACGCGACCAUGCAACAACAUAGCACGAAAGUCUCGCUUCACGGCGCAAAGAACAUUUUCGGCUAAUUCUCCAGCCGGGUUUGCCACCAAGAAAAAGGCCGUUGAAGAAAAUAUAAAGGAGUCUGAAGAGUACCGGCUGCUGUGAACGAAACAGUUAUAUCGAAGCCGGCAGAGCAGUCUGUUGAGCAACGGCCUUGCCGCAGAUUCACACUCAAGACACAAAGAAACCAAGAUGAACUCCCGAACCAGUCGCACCCGUCGGCAAUCGGAAACCACAGACAA